Messenger RNA from Naumovozyma castellii, 1248 nucleotides. RefSeq names its product putative RNA methyltransferase (gene OMS1). The transcript has a single exon. The record is from RefSeq and is a predicted model, not a curated record. Lineage: Eukaryota; Fungi; Ascomycota; Saccharomycetes; Saccharomycetales; Saccharomycetaceae. Bases 1 to 1248 code for a protein of 415 amino acids.
AUGCUAGUCAGAAGAUGUGUAACGCUGGGUCUCACCAAGGGAUGGUCGAGACCGUUCUCUUCCACUCUCAUGUGGAAGGCACCACGGGUGACUAAGGAUCAAGAACGUGCUAAGAAAAGAUACGAAGAAAUGUUGGCUUCUCCCUACAGGUUGAUUCGUUGGGGGGCCGUUGUAAGGUCGGAGGAGUUUUCUAAGGGGAUGACGAAGUGGUUGAUUGUGGCUUAUAUUGCUUUCUUGGUUUAUGGUGUGGAUUUCAUGAAGAAAUUGUAUGCCAAGGAUAAGGAAUUGGAAAAGUUGUUAGAGAAACCAAAUAAGAAUGAAUGGGAAACACUUAGGGUGAAGGAGUUGCAAGGGAAGUUGAGGACUAGAGAUGUGAGUAAAUUGAAGCAGUAUGCUGCUUUGAAAGAGGAACAACCUGAUUUAGAGAAUUUUGAUGGAAUUGUCCUGGAGAAUAAUGAUGAAAAUAAAUUGAAUGAAAUGAUAUUACCUGCUAGAGACACUACAGAUUUCUAUGAACAUAAGGCCGAUGAAUAUGAUAAGAGUAUCUCGUUCGAAGAAAGGAUGAUCGGGUUGGGCAAGAGAAGAAAAUGGGUCAUGAAACAUUGUCACGGUGAUGUUCUUGAGGUUUCAUGUGGUACAGGAAGAAAUAUCAAAUACUUGAAUCCAGAGAAGAUAAAUUCCAUCACGUUUUUAGAUUCCUCGGAGAAGAUGGUAGAAAUUACAGAGAAGAAGUUCAAGGAUAAAUUUGGGUUCUUCAAGAAAGUGGCCUUUGUUGUUGGUUAUGCUGAAAACUUGGUCGAUUUGGCCAAAACAAAUAAUAAGGGAAAGGAGGGGGAAGAUAUAAGAGUGAAGUACGAUACAAUAGUGGAAACGUUUGGUCUCUGCUCGCAUGAGGACCCUGUGAAGGCAUUGAACAACUUUGUCACGUUGUUAAAGCCAGGUGGAAGGAUUAUCCUAUUAGAGCACGGUCGAGGUACCUACGAUUUCAUUAACAAGAUCUUGGACCGCAGGGCAGAGAAGAGAUUAGCCACCUGGGGUUGUAGAUGGAACUUGGACCUGGGCGAGAUCCUGGACGACUCUGACUUGGAGAUUGUGGAAGAGAAGCGUGUCCACUUGGGAACCACUUGGUGCAUUGUGGCGAAGCGCAAGGGAGACGUCAAGAAGAAGGAGGAGAUCGCCUUCAUGGAGAAAUACGUAGGAUCCACGCUGAAGAGCAAGCUGGAGUCAAGCCAGAGUAACAUUAAAUAG